GGAGCCAUCCCACACCACUGGCCGUGUCCUACCCUACCCACAUGAUGCCGCAUCACCGUCUGCCCUCCGAGUCCCUCGACUCCAUGCCGACCCGGCGACGUGUGCUGCUGUUCCGUGCGGUGCAGGGAGGAGCCUCAUCAUGUUCAUGAGCUCCAUGUUUGCGGGCGUAGGGCUAAACAUCACCGAUCCAGAUCGAGAACGAGAUCCGCCACCUCGACCAACUCCCAUUACUUUUCCGCAGAGACAAUCCAUUCCGAGCGAUGCCUGGAACUCACCGUCCGCCCCUCCGAAAAUCCAGCCUCUCUUUGCGAGGCUUCUGAAACCCUCGGACAUCUCUGAAGACCACCUCAGUAUCCUGAAUGUGCACAUCGAACCACAAUGCGAUCCCGAAGAUCUAUUGCCCCCAGCCCCUGAUGGGAGCUCGUACUACCCCCCGCUGACGCCGGAGCAAGCCAUCAAUGCUGCAUCUUACGCAGACGCAACCAAGCUUAGCGCAGCUCCUGCUGCCAAACGCAAGGAAUUCGAUGACCGGCUUGCUGAGCUUCGCAUCGACAACGAUACCGGUAUCCGGGUCAUCACCAGGACCACCAAAGCUGGUAACAAACCUCGUCUUGCCUACAUGCGCAAGUUCUGGGAAGGCCUGGAAAGCGUAGCACAGUACUGGGACACCAGUCUCGAUCAAUACUACGAAGGCCCCGUCGCGAAGCCUGAUCACGAUGGCGAGAAAGACGCCAAGCGGCUCCGGCUUGACAAUACGCCCUCAAUAUUGAACCUGCAGACUGAGCUCGGGCAGACAAGCCAUGUGGAAGCGAAUGCCAAGUCAGAAUUGAACAACGGACAUGCAGACUCGGACGACGCGAUUUCCGUAGCAGCAUCAACGCCAUUACCUCAAGAAGACCAAGACGAGCAACCUGAGAUGCGCCUUCGAUACAAAGGCCGACGAACUGCGGCAGGAUGUGACAUGCCAGAUCAAUUCCGUGCAGACAUGGUAAAGGCAUUCGUGGAUGGGACGACAUAUCCAUUCGGCACCCAAGUCGCACCACCUCGGCAGAUGCCACUUCUGCGGAUCAACAAGCUGAAUGUGCCCGUGCGCCAAACAGCCGCCGUAUAUCGCAGGCCUCAAGAUCGCACCAGGGCGCGAGGGGGUUUCCUAGAAGGUCCGGUCAUGACUGUGCAGUGUCGCCCCGAAACAGACUUUGAAGCAGAUAACCUCAAUCCGAAGCAAAAGGGAGUCAAAGCUCGACUGGACUAUAUCCGGGAACUUGGUGGACUGCUACAUCUAGCACAGGAGCGACGUCGAGAGGGAAGGGUCGCGCCGAUCCCAGGAGAUGGACAAUGGUGGACAUCAAAGCCACGAUGGGGAGGCGGACCAGGAGGCGAAGUCGAGAAACAGGAGGACGCUCACAACGAAGCCCUCGUCAAAGACGUCCUGCAGCUUGCAGAGAACAUGAGGGCUAGUGCUUCCGUGCAUCGCGAACCUGCAAGACGGCCCAAGAAGAAGACCCCAGCGAUGCUGUGGAAAGAGCUCAGGCCUGGCAGCACGACAUGGGAUGUGAAGAUGGGUUAUGAAACGAUUGGCAAGGAUCCAAACUCUGAAUACGAUGAAGUCUUCAUGGUCUCUUCACUCAACCAUCACAUCUCCAUCCUCAAAUUAAAGGUGCACGGGGCAUAUCUCGACUACCUGGAAACAGAAAAAGUACCUGAUCCGUCGGUUGAUGAGAACUGGUCACGACCACUACUGCAACGAACCAAGUGGUAUGACUUGUUGGAUGUCGAUGACCGUGUCGAGGCUUUCCGAACCCUGUGGGGUAUUUCAAGCUAUUUGUUUCGGGACAUAGAUAAGAAGAGCGACGACACGACAGGAGAUCGUCCGACGAAUGUGAACUCGUAGAAGAGAGCACGCGACGGCAGGAGGUGGGAAAGCGGCACCGGGACGCUGGUGGGCAACUUGAUGAUGCAGUUGGGCACGCUGUUUACCAGUGGUGAGAGAAAAGAAGACGAUUGAGUGACGUGCCCGACAGAUAGACCAUUGCUCCGGGAUCAAUAAGCGAAUGAACCUACGAAAGAGCAGAGUGGUUGCAACGUCUUGCACA
Messenger RNA from Cercospora beticola, 2093 nucleotides. RefSeq lists its product as uncharacterized. NCBI's taxonomy places the organism in Eukaryota, Fungi, Ascomycota, Dothideomycetes, Mycosphaerellales, Mycosphaerellaceae. The record is from RefSeq and is a predicted model, not a curated record.